Molecule: messenger RNA, 953 nt
Organism: Cloeon dipterum
Lineage: Eukaryota; Metazoa; Arthropoda; Insecta; Ephemeroptera; Baetidae
Exons: 4
Coding region: 183-764 (193 amino acids)
Source: RefSeq, a predicted model, not a curated record
CGCGCAAGAUUUUCCGACCGCUUAUCUAAUAUUCAUAUCUGCGUCAGUUCUUAUCUGUUCGACGCAUUGAUUUGGAUGGGCAAACUACUCAAAAGCAGCGGCGUCGUAAAUCAGUUCGCGUUCGACACUCCAUCUUCUACUCACUGAUAAUUUGAUAAUCUGGCCUUAGACCAACUAAAAACAUGUCGGACGAGGGACAAAUUUUGAUGCAAUACUUGAAAGUACGACGGAUACUUAACUUGAUUUCGGGCGGUUUCUUCAUGAUUUACAUUAUUGUUUUCCCUGCUCUCUACUUCAGCCUGCCAUCCGAAGAUGACUAUUCCUACAUUUUAUACGCUCCAUUGAUAGUGUGCCUCCUCGUACAGAUAAUCUGUGGUGCAAUGAUAUUGCAUUACCGGCGAAAAGCUCUGAACGAAAUCGCAGCUUGUGCAAAUAACUACACACAAGUCGUCGCCCACGCACACCCCGGCACAGCCAUCCCUUAUCAGCACCCUGCAGGACAGCACCAGCAGAACGUAUUCUAUCUGCCCCCAGAUGCAGUCCAACAGCUCAUCAACAGCAACCGAAAUGUCGCUUCGUUCCCAAGCCAGCAUGACGUGAACCCUCCACCUUAUUCGCUAGUUGUGUCCAAUGGUGAUAAUCAGUCAACCUCUCCUUCCCCUGCUGGAUGGGUAGUCCAACCGCCCCCUUCUGCCACAUCAGGAUCAAACAGUUCGAUACCUCAUGCAACAUCUUCGCACCAUUCAAGGAAUGAUUCGAUGUAAAAAAAGUGCUGUCCAAGUUAUUUAAGCUUCCUCUGUGAUAACCCUACGUUUUGUUUAACCAUCGAGCACACAAAAUAUAAUAUUCGCGCAUUAUCAUCUCACAGAGAUGAUAGGAAAUUUACCCCCUCUGUAUAAUUGUAAAAUACUAAUUUUAAUCAAGUAGAAUAAACAUAUAGUUUGUAUCCAGCA